ACCCUUUUCCGUUCAUCUUUGACCUUUGACGUUCUCGCUCCUCGCAAUCCGGACCGGGCUGACCUUGCACCAUGCACCUCAUGUACUACCUGGAGAACGGCAAGCGGGUCUACACGCUCAAGAAAGCGAAUCCCGCCGGCAACCUGACAGAGUCGGCACACCCAGCACGCUUCUCCCCAGACGACAAGUUCUCUGGUGCAAGAGUAGCGAACAAGGCUCGAUUCGGGGUGCUGCCUACCCAGCAGCCGCCGAUCAUUCUCUGAUUUGCCCUCUCUCUCUCUCUCUCUCUCUCGCAUGAGAUGGAUCUGAUUGGUUGGGCGAGAGGCCGUUUCGGAGCCAAACGUAGAAUGUUGCGAAAAGUUUUGUCCAAAGGGUGGGGGGUUGUGUAUAGCGUUUAGUGUAGUAACAGGUUCGGAGGCGUUUUUGAUGUUGUUUUGUGUGAUUGGGUUUUUGCCAGGUCUUCUGUUCCCUUGCCCUUAGUGCCUCUUUUCCGUCGAUUUCCCUGAGCGUUUGGCCUGUCCGGUGCUCCCGCGACGGCUGGGGAUGACGCAAAGGCACGAUUCGGGGCUGUGUGGACAUCCAUCUUUUGAACACACGGCGGCACUUGCGAUGAUUAUGGUUCCUACAACGCUUUUGAUGCAUGGGUCGACCAAAUGCAAGAACCGUCUUGUUUUUUUUCACGAAGGCAAGGUGCAGGACAGUAGUGCGUAGAUGUAUCUGUUGAGCGCACGAUGGCACUGACCAUGGUGUGAUGCAGGGUCCUCGAAACGCGAGAAGUCUGUGUUUUGUGCCGCAAGGGCAAAAGGUGCAUGGCUGUGUGUACUACUUAUGGUGACUACUCUAAGGGCAGCCAGCCGUAAUUGUUGUCUGUCAUGCUUGAUGCUGGUAGCGGCGAGAAAUGGGUGCUCUAGCGAGAGUGGGAAGCUGCAGGUUGCGUGUUUGUCUGUUGACCGCGGAUUUCACAUCCAGCCAGCUUGAUCCACGAAAGGAAGCCCAGGAUGUGUGUUUUCAAGUUGUCUC
Molecule: messenger RNA, 1020 nt
Organism: Ectocarpus siliculosus
Lineage: Eukaryota; Phaeophyceae; Ectocarpales; Ectocarpaceae
Source: the annotation of a GenBank genome assembly